AUGCUUCGGGUCUGGGGGGUAUUGUACGGGAAGCUGCAGCAGGGCGUUGUGGAAAACAAGCAGAUAUUGGCCAUUGCGUCCAUGCGUGCAGAUGCAGAAGAGCAGUAUGGUCUCCGCAUGGGAGAGAUUGCCCCGAGCGUGGACAGGUUGACUCCGGCGGGAUUCGGCAAGGAUGACGGUGCCAGUGUCAGAAAGGCAUACGAAGGAAUCCGUACCGAGAUGGUUGAGGCCUCCAAGAACCACCAAAAGAUUGCCAACAAUAUCCGUGAAUUGGUUGUAUCGCCCUUCCGGCGAUGGGGCGAGCAGCACGAUAUGCGUGUUCAGUAUUCGCACGACCUCCUCCAAUCCCGCAUCAAGGAACACACCAAGCAGGCGGAUGUCGUGUCGUUGAGGACCUGGAAGAAGAGAACAAACUUGCUUUCCAAGACCCUGAGUCGAGCCCCAAGAUCAAAGCUCCCCCCGAAGAUCGUUCUCCCCACCGAGGAAGAGCCAGAGGAAGACCCCGUCGAGUUGGGUGAGCGGAUAUUCCCGCCAGACCACCUCAAAAAGCUCCUCACCCAUAUGCUUGAUAACAUCAAGCUUGGCGAGGCGAAGGUCCCCAUUAUCGGUACCUAUCAGAAUGUUUCCACUGGCGCGGAUAUCGCGCAAUAUAUCCAAACUUACAUGGAGGCUGAUAAUCUCGCUCAAGUGGAGAUAAUUGGUCAGGAUAUGGUAGACAAUGGUCUUCUUCGCUUGGUUGGAAAUAUGGGCAAUGUGUUUGCCAAUAGCUCCAAGAUGAACUAUCAGUGGCGUCCCAAAGUUUUCCAAAUCACCGGUAUCCCGGAAAAAAAGAAGCCUCUCAUGCGUGUCACCUCAGCGGCAUCAAGCGAGGACGGCAGCGGCAGCGACUCGCCUAUUGCAUCUGUCUCUGAAAUGCUAUCUGGCUGGAAUCCUCUCAACAACCCUUACCCGAACGAGACACCUUCAGAGAAACUCCGGAGGGAGGCUUUGGAAGCGGAUGAACGGUACAAAGUUGCUGUUCGUAAGCUUGACCAGAUCCGCUGCCGUCUGGAGGAAGAAGUCAUUGGCCAGCUCAAAUACAUGGAGCAGUGCGAGCUGGACCGCCUCAAGGCCAUCAAAGCGGUGGUUCUUGAUUUCUCGGGCGCGAUCAGCAAUGUCAUUCCCAACCUGCAGAGCACAGUGGAUCAUAUGAUGUUAUAUCAGGAAACAAUUCAGCCCCUCGGUGACUUGAGAUAUCUGCUGGAGAACUACCAACAAAACUUCGGUGUCGACCUCGAAGCUAGAGCCCGUGCCGACCGCAAACGUGUUCCGAUCCUGGUGACCACUAUUCUGACAUACCUAGAUAAUCGCUACCCUGAACUUGAAGGCGAUGAAACGCGGCGAAUGAUCUGGCUAAUCGAAGUUGAUCUAAGCACGACGCACAAGCUUCGUCAAGCUCUGAACAACAGCAAGGCUGAUUAUGCCGAAGUGUUGCCUCAGUUCGAAAUCCCAGUUAUUGCGAGCGUUUUAAGAUUGUACCUUCUCGAAUUGCCAGACUCAUUGGUUUCCUCGCAAGUUUACGAGAUCGUGAAGACGAUUUAUUCUACCACUGCUCAUGAGACCACCGAAGAAGGACGGAUCAAGGUUCUGCAAAGCACCCUUGGACAACUCCGCCUUGUCAAUAUCGCUACGCUUGAUGCCAUUAUGACUCACUUCACGCGCCUGAUUGAUUUGACCUCGGCCGACGAAGAAUACAUUGCUCUGCUGGCACAGGCCUUUUCCCUUGUAUUCUCUCCCUAUCGCUUGAUCCGCGAUCUGUUUGCUCAUAAGGACUCUAUCUUUGGCGAACUUAAGCGCCAAUCGAGCGCGCUCGGAAUUACCAGCUCCAGCUCCAACCGUCCACGCGCCAUUAGCACGGAUGAGAGUAACCGCCGCGCGGCGAUGGAGGCCCGCCAACGCGCCAUUGUCAACCGCAGCCGGGCAACCAGUCCCGCCAAUCGCCAACGGCAUCGACGUGACCGCUCGAGCGGUGCUUCGGAGAUUGGCCGGUUCCCGAUCAACGUUAACAGCCCUUCAGACCGCAGAUCCACCCGUGGUACUAGUCUGGAUGUACCAGCCAGCAAGCCUCCCCAGGCCGGAUCUGAGGAUGCUCCUACUGUGAACACCCAAGUUGCUGAGACUGUUGGCAAUGUUACUAAUGGCACGUAUACUGAGUCCCCGGCCUCGGCUGCUGCCAGCGCCAGCACCCACUCGAGCUCCCCUAGUCCCCCUCCUGUUCCUCUUCCAGAAACUGCAUCCGAUGGCUCACCAACUCCUACGCCUACUCCGGCUGCAGCGUCCGCUGAAUUCGAGAAGCGGAGUUCUAUGUCCCGCUCUUCUGGCGCUCGGUCCAGUCGUAAGCCAGGCCUUGGUAGCUUGUCGAGCUUCCCCACUGGCUCGGCUGUUGGUGCCAGUACUGGCACUGACAGCAACCGAAGCAGCAUCGCUGAAAGUGAACCCAACAGAGUCACUCUGGAAGACAAGCCUAUGGAUGACUAG
This is a messenger RNA of Penicillium mononematosum, 2517 nucleotides long. Its product is annotated as GTPase-activating protein RGD2. Lineage: Eukaryota; Fungi; Ascomycota; Eurotiomycetes; Eurotiales; Aspergillaceae. The record is from RefSeq and is a predicted model, not a curated record. Gene Ontology annotation, biological process: small GTPase-mediated signal transduction; cytoskeleton organization. The transcript is spliced from 7 exons. Gene Ontology annotation, cellular component: plasma membrane; division septum; cell division site. Bases 1 to 2517 code for a protein of 838 amino acids. Gene Ontology annotation, molecular function: GTPase activator activity.